AUGUUGUUUGUCGUGGCUUUGUGGAGCCACGCCGUAUCUCUGGACAACGGCCUGGCGAGGACCCCCACGAUGGGUUGGCUGCACUGGGAGAGGUUUAUGUGUAACACCGACUGCGACGCGGACCCGGAGAACUGCAUUAGCGAACGUCUGUACAUGCAGAUGGCAGACAUCAUGGCAGCUGAGGGCUGGAGGGAGGCCGGCUACCAGUACGUCUGCAUUGACGACUGCUGGAUGGGUCCGAGUCGAGACGCUGGGGGCCGCCUGGAAGCGGACCCUCGCAGGUUCCAGGGGGGCAUCAAGAGACUGGCCGACUAUGUGCAUUCAAAGGGUCUGAAGUUGGGCAUCUAUGCAGAUGUGGGCAGAACCACCUGUGCCGGAUACCCCGGCAGUCUGGGUCACUAUGACACAGAUGCUGAGACCUUCGCGGAGUGGGAAGUGGAUCUGCUCAAGUUUGAUGGCUGCUCCAUGGAUGAAACGUUGCUUGAGGAAGGCUACGUGAAUAUGUCCAAAGCUCUGAACAGAACCGGAAGACCUAUCCUUUAUUCUUGUGAGUGGCCUUUGUAUGAGUGGCCUUUCCAGAAGCCGAACUACAACGCCGUUGCAGAGACGUGCAACCAGUGGCGCAACUUUGGCGAUGUUUACGACUCAUGGAGCAGCAUCAAGUCCAUCUUGGACUGGACCAUUACCCAUCAGGACAUCAUUGUACCCUCAGCCGGUCCCGGGGGCUGGAAUGACCCAGAUAUGCUGGUGAUCGGGAACUUUGGCCUGAGUUGGGACCAGCAGGAGUCCCAUAUGGCGCUAUGGGCCUUGAUGGCGGCCCCGCUACUCAUGUCAAAUGACUUAAGGUCCAUCUCUCGGCGCUCCAAGGAGCUGUUGCAGAAUCCCCAUAUCAUCUCCAUCAACCAGGACAAGCUGGGAAAACAGGGUUAUCGCACAGUCAAGUUGGAGCGGUUUCAGGUGUGGGAGCGGCCUCUGUCCAAUGGCAGGCUUGCCAUAGCAGCUUUCAACACACAAGAGAUAGGAGGUCCGAGGGGGUUCUCCUUACAAGCGGCUCCCGGCUGGAAGAUGUGUAACCCGCUUUGCAAUGUCACGCAGAUUCUUCCCCAUUAUGAGGUGGUGGGGGUUCAGAUUGGACUCCGGGUCUCUGUUAAUCCUUCAGGGACUGCUCUUUUUGUGAUCAUGCCCAGCAGCAGCUAUGAAAAGAGAUUCCUUCCAGUGCAGUGGCCAGAAAAACAGACACUUCUAUAGAUCGGAGAAAAAAACACCUUCACAAUCAGACUUUUCACCAAUUUGAUCAGCAUCACCCAAUGAUUAACAUUUUAUGCUGAUCGACUGCCAAUCCGAUCAAUGAUACCUACUUUGUAUCCCCAUUGUGUCAUAUAUUUUAAUCCAAUGUUAGUUUAUUUUUCAGCCUUGUCAUGUCUUUUGACAUACUGCACUACUUAAAUACCUGACAGCAAAUUGUUUUUUGUUGUGUUGGUGGUGUGGUACAGGUCUAAGAGCGACAAAAUAUAAUGCAUGGAUCAGACUACAAAUUUCGUUUUUCACAAUUAAACUGUCAGACUUUAGCCAUAAAAUCAUCAAAUCCCGUCUUUCACAGUGCUUUUAUCUUGUCAAUGCAAACAGUCAUUACCAUGGCAAUGACAUUGCAUGUAUUAUAGAAACAAAGUGGGGAAAAAUGUGGUGGUGAUGGUCACUAGCGUGAGGAAGAUUAUGUUCGUCGGUUGCGAGAUUUCAGAUACUUUUGAUAUAUUAGUGCUAGCCUUAAGGAUGUAUGAAAACAUGCUGGCAUGACUUCAAAUGAUGUGCUAACAUUUUAUUGUGUGUAAUUUAAUUACAGUAAGUUAGUACGCAUUAUUUGUUACGUUAUGUUGACAUGACUAGUCCCGAUUUCCAACCUUUAUGGAGCCAAACCACACAUUUUACAACAGUAAAUACAGUGUGUAGUUGUUACCAUCUAAUAGAAGAGGUUUUAUUUGUUGCGUGUCACUCUGCUUUACUUUCUUAAAUAGAGGAAGACAGGCAUUAUUUCUUGGAAUGAUCCCCCCCACCCCCACUUGAAGAACCUUCACAGCACACUGGUUGGGAAUCACUGGACUAGAGAAUACUUUUGAUGGUGUACAGUACACAAAUAUAUCCAGUAAAUAAGUCAUUUAAAUAGACAUUGCACCGUCUCGUGAUCGGUUAGUUCACGGAUCAGCCCCAAAAAG
Syngnathoides biaculeatus (alligator pipefish) is the source of this 2210-nucleotide messenger RNA. RefSeq names its product galactosidase, alpha (gene gla). Gene Ontology annotation, molecular function: alpha-galactosidase activity. Gene Ontology annotation, cellular component: cytoplasm. Gene Ontology annotation, biological process: glycoside catabolic process; oligosaccharide metabolic process; glycosylceramide catabolic process. The record is from RefSeq and is a predicted model, not a curated record. Bases 1 to 1248 code for a protein of 415 amino acids. Lineage: Eukaryota; Metazoa; Chordata; Actinopteri; Syngnathiformes; Syngnathidae. The transcript has 7 exons.